Brenthis ino (lesser marbled fritillary) is the source of this 846-nucleotide messenger RNA. NCBI's taxonomy places the organism in Eukaryota, Metazoa, Arthropoda, Insecta, Lepidoptera, Nymphalidae. The record is from the annotation of a GenBank genome assembly.
AUGAAAGGCAGGCAUCAAUUUCGUCGGCGUUUUAGCUUGCAACCCUCCUUCUUGAAAGAAGAACCAGAUGAAGAUCGAAGGCCGCCAAGACCAGACAAAACCGAGCACACAGUGACAUCUAGCAGUGGCAAUCUCACUAACAAUUCUGUGCGGCACAAAAUUGUCGUGCUAGGCGCUGCUAAAGUUGGUAAAUCGUCGCUGAUAUCACAAUUCCUAUAUGGCACAUUCUGCACUAAAUACAAACGAACUAUCGAGGAGAUGCACCAUGGAGACUUUAAUGUAGCUGGUGUGAGAUUGACCUUAGAUAUUUUGGAUACAUCGGGAUCCUAUGAGUUUCCUGCAAUGAGAACAUUGUCUAUGCAAUCAGCGGAUGCCUUCAUAUUAGUUUACGAUAUAACGGAUGCGGAUAGUUUCGCUGAAGUUCGGGCACUCAGGGAUCAAAUUCACGAGACUAAAGAGAGUACUGCAGUACCUAUAGUUGUUGUCGGUAAUAAAGUGGAUUUGGCGGAAUCAGGAGAGAGACAGGUCGAGUUUCACACAACCGAGUCAGUAGUAACAGUUGAUUGGGAAAAUGGAUUUGUGGAGGCAUCAGCCAAGGAGAAUAUAAACGUGUCACAGAUUUUCAAAGAGUUAUUAGUACAGGCGAAGGUGAAAUACAACCUAUCGCCAGCACUACGUCGACGACGACGGCAGUCCCUGCCCACCGGCCCCCACGGUCCUCAUGGGUCUUCUCCCUCACCAUCACCCUCCAACCAACCACACGUACCCUCACCAGCUCAACUCGCACACUUACAACAAAUAAGAGAAAGACAUGCUAACAGCAAACGCAACUCUUGCGUCAUUUCC